AUGCUAAGGUUGCUUUAUCUUUAAAUAUUUGUCUAUCAUGUCUCUCUCAAAACUUUGAUAAGAACUUUACAUUCACUAUUUGAAGGUGCCUCAUUCACUGCUACUCAGAGAUAGUAAAAUCUGCCAUGAUGCAGCCAGCCAUAACUAAUAUUGUGUUCAAUCCUCAAACUGGUCAGUACCUGUACUACAACCAGAGAACCAGACAAUAUCUGCCAUAUCAUCCGCCUCAGCUGCCUCAAGUUCAACUUGGGCCAAGACCUCAGCAAUUUCCUUAUCCUGCUCAGCCAUUCUAUCCACAACAGAGACCUCAGCAGCUCCCUUAUCCAGCCCAACUAAAUCAGUCCCAGCAGCCACAACAGAGGCCCCAGCAGCUCCCUUAUCCAGCCCAACUAAGCCAGUCCCAGCAGCCACAGCAGCUUCCUUAUCCAGCCCAACUAAGCCAGUCCCAGCAGCCACAGCAGCUUCCUUAUCCAGCCCAACUAAGCCAGUCCCAGCAGCCACAGCAGCUUCCUUAUCCAGCCCAACUAAGCCAGUUUCAGCAGCCACAGCCGAGAUCUCAGCAGCUCCCUUGUCCAGCCCAACUAAGCCAGCCACAGCAGCUCCCAUAUCCAGCCCAACUAAGCCAGUCCCAGCAGCCACAGCCGAGGCCUCAGCAGCACUCCAGUCUACAAGGUGGUAAACUACCGGCAACUUCUGAUCAGCAACAGCUGUAUCAGAAACAGACUCGGCAGGAAAGUUCACAUUCACGAUCUCCUAGACAAAGAACUCCAGAAACCAAACCUCAGCACAGUUCCCAGCACAAUGUUCAACAUGGUCAAGCGGCAGUUUCGAAUAAAUUUCAGCAUGCAAAGCCACACCCGGCAAACAUACAAUCAAGUACAGACAGUGUGAAGUCUGCCACCCGUGUUGAGGCAAGGGCUCCUCAUGGACGUACUAAUGACACUCGGAAAGAGUCUAAAUCAGCAUCGCGAGACUCGAGUCCCAGAGUUGAAAGUGGUCGUCCAAAACAAAAGCAAGCCACACACUCUUCAAAAACUGCCUCACCUCUGCCGUAUCCAGUUAACUCAGAUCAGGGACCCUCUACUUUCUCUGAUUCACUGCUGGAUUCAUCUAAAAAAUCUGAUUCUGACAAUGCAACUACACGUCAAACCCAUACCAGUGAGAUUGAAGCUACACGCCGACCGAGUGUCGAACCAACAGUGCCUAUUACAGAAGUGCGUGAAUCCUCCAGCCCAAUGCCACUUGCAACAUCGGAGGAUGAAACUCUGGGUUUGCAUUAUGACGAGCCUCCCUCGAGCCUAGCGAUGUGUCUAAAUUCUCUAUGGGUUAGUUCUUUGUGUACACCAUCUGGACCAGCAAACUUGAACAAAGGUAUCGCUAAUCUCAGCAAAGGCUCUUCUUCUUCAUCUGUUUUACCACUUGAAGCAAGACGCAUUGUUAAUGGGCCUCAAAGCUUGAAUGCUGGUCCAGCUAAACUUGCCAAAGGGCCUUCAGUGAUUACUUCAGGGCCUAAUCAACAGCUACAAGGCCCAGCUGGGAUUUCUAAAGGUCCUGCUGGCAUUUCAAAGGGCAGCAGUCUUGACACUAUAGGGCCUUCAAGUAGCGCCAUCUCGAGACGCGUUGUCUCUCCCACUGGCCCAUCGCACGAUACUUUGUUGGGCGCUAGCCUGGCUGUUGGCUCGAGGAACGCAGCUAGAGGACCCAGCUGCUGUGUUCGUGGCUCGAUCCGAAACUUCGAUAAAAUUGCUGAAACUGAAAUUGUGGCGGGAUGAAUAUCAUUGAAUGAUGCUAACCACCAUGUUAUUUCUGCUCAUGAGGGUUUUGUUACAGAUUAUAAAUCGUUUACACGUUUAUUUAAAUUCUAAAGCUUCGACACGGCUGAUAAAUCAAGAUGUCGUUCUAUCAGCGAACGGUCUCCAUACCCUAAUGCAUUAGGCGUCGUGAUUUACCCCGUUUAUCUCAAAUAAGUGAAAUAACAUAUAUCUGAUCAUAUUGCGGAGUCGUGCAUUACAAUUUUAUUAUCCUCUAUAUUACAUUUGUUAUGAAGUUAAGACUCGGAAGAUUGCGCACGGUUUAUUCUUAACAGUUGACCACAUAAAACUUGGUGUAUCUACGAGUGAUUAUCGUAUUCAUGUGUAUGAAUGGAAUUAAUCUGUUGAAUUUUCAAAGUUCAUAACAUACAUGGUAAUCUCAUCUCAUGGUAUUUAUGGUUACACUUAGUUUACUAUUUAGCAAGUAAUUCUGAAUUCAUCGGAGAUUGUUUCUUGUUCAUUAGAUUAAUAUUGACGUUAAAUCUAUUUCUUUGUUUCUUGUUCAUUAGAUUAAUAUUGACGUUAAAUCUAUUUCUUUGUUUCUUGUUCCUUAGAUUAAUAUUGACUUUAAACCUAUUUCUUAGUUUCUUGUUCGUUAGAUCAAUAUUGACGUUCAAUCGAUUUCUUAAAUCUUUUAGAAAUAAAUGUCUGUUCCUCAUAUAUGAAAUUGUUGGCUGAUAUUUACACCGCACUGUCUAGUUUUGUUGCUGACUAUGGUCGAUAUUACUAACCUCUCUGUGAAAUAAACUUUCCUUCAUGCCUGCCAUGUCUCUCAUCACCUAGAUAAUCUUGUUGCAGACUGGCUAUACUAACGAAUUAGAUCUGUAACCCUCAUCUUAUUCGUACGUAUUACAUGUACCGCCUUAGCUUGCUGAGCGACGUUUCUGUUGUGCCUUGCUUACCUUCACGUGCGCUAGCUUUGUAGCUUGCGCCAUGAUUGUGUCCAGUUGGACACUCGAUGUUUGCUAGUCCCGUCUGCUAAGAAACUUCUUCUUUAAUACACGCUUGACUGUUAA
This is a messenger RNA of Hyalella azteca, 2827 nucleotides long. RefSeq names its product chromatin modification-related protein eaf-1-like. Lineage: Eukaryota; Metazoa; Arthropoda; Malacostraca; Amphipoda; Hyalellidae. The transcript has a single exon. The record is from RefSeq and is a predicted model, not a curated record. The coding region runs from base 126 to 1772 and encodes 548 amino acids.